Molecule: messenger RNA, 5310 nt
Organism: Centropristis striata (black sea bass)
Lineage: Eukaryota; Metazoa; Chordata; Actinopteri; Perciformes; Serranidae
Gene: pitpnm3
Product: PITPNM family member 3
Exons: 20
Coding region: 234-3113 (959 amino acids)
Biological process (GO): phospholipid transport
Cellular component (GO): cytoplasm
Molecular function (GO): phosphatidylinositol binding; phosphatidylcholine intramembrane carrier activity; phosphatidylinositol transfer activity
Source: RefSeq, a predicted model, not a curated record
UCUCUCUCUCUCUCUCUCUCUCUCUCUCUCUCUCUCUCCACAGUGAGAGGAGCCCGACACAGCAGCUGUAGCUCCUCGUGCCUGCUUCACCCUCUUCAGUCUGGCAGGCGUCAAGGUGCAGCAGCAGGCGGGAGAGGGACGGAGGAAGAGCCGCUGUUUGAGGAACUAUCCGACGAAACGUCGCCGCGCAGAAUAACGUGACGGCUUUACUGAGUGACCGCAAAGAGGACACUAUGUCAAAGGAGACGCGAGGUAAAGGAUCAUCACGAAAGCACAGCGCCACUCAUUGGUGUCUGCAGAAUAUUGCACAAGAAUCAGUCGACAGCUCCGAUGAGGAGUUCUUUGAUGCCAGAGCAGAUGUUAUGGAGGGGAAGAGCGCCAUGCUCCUCGGCAUGAGUCAGUGGAACUCAAAUGACCUGGUGGAGCAGAUUGAAACUCUGGGACACAUGGAGGACCAGUCGCAUGAGGGUCUGUACCAGCUGGGUGGUCCUCGCUGUGCCCCUCAGAGCAGCAUUGAAGGACUGGAGGACAUUGAGAGGAAGUGUAAGACUCAUGUGCUGCUGCUGGUCGUGCACGGGGGAAACAUCUUGGACACAGCAGGCGGAGACCCCAGCACAAAGGCGGGCGAUGUGGCCACCCUGGCCUCAGUGCUGGAGAAGGUGACGCGGGUGCAUUUCAAGGCCGCCGCCGAACACGUGAAGAUCAAGCUGGUGCCAUGUCCGGCCGUGUGCGCCGAAGCCUUCUCCCUGGUGUCCAAUCUGAACCCAUACAGCUAUGAUGAGAGCUGUGUGUCCAGCAGCGUGGACCACCUUCCCCUGGCUGCGCUCCCACUCCUCGCCAUCGUCUCACCUCGCUACCAGGACGCCGUGGCCACCGUGAUCGCCCGAGCCAAUCUGGUCUACCGCAGCUUCCUGCAGUCAGAGGACGGCCAGGGAUUCACGGGCCAGGUAUGCCUGAUGGGUGACUGCGUGGGAGGCGUGCUGUGCUUCGACGCUUUGUGCUUCAGCAACCACCAGAGGCCUGGCAGCCCCAACAACAGCAGCAGGAACAACAGCACGGAGAGCCUGAAGGAUAACUCUGGUCUGCUCGGGGAGUCCAGCCUGGGUCUCAGUUCUAGCAAGAGGCUCAGCAAGAGCAACAUUGAUAUCUCUGCCCCCAAUGACGGCAACGGCCAGAGCGGGCCGCCGCUUAGCCGCAAGCAGAGCGACUCGUAUGAUGGAGACACCUCAUCCACAGGCCAGCACAGCUUCUUUUCCAGUUUGAUGAAGGAGAGUGUGGAGGUGCGCGGGGGCAGUAGUACCAGUUUGGUGUUGAAUCCGGGUCGAUUUGACUUUGAAGUGUCAGACUGUUUCCUGCUGGGCUGCCCUUUGGGCCUUGUGCUGGCCAUGAGACGCACUGUGCUGCCGGCCGUCCAGGUGAGCCAGCUGCAUCCAGCCUGCACUCAGAUUUUCAACCUGUUUUACCCUUCGGACCCUUCAGCCUCCAGACUGGAGCCACUGCUGCAGCCUCUCUUCCACAAGUUGCCCCCCUUCGCUGUGCCACGCUACCAGCGAUACCCUCUGGGAGAUGGACGCACAAUGCUCAUAGCGGAGAGUAUCCAAGGCCACUCAAAUGUGUUUCUAGAAGGUGAGCAAACUCCUGGAGGUCCAGUUUCACGGACGUCCUCUGAGACAAAGACUGAGGGAGGAGAAGAGGGAGGUCGUAGAGCCAGCGUUACCAGUGUGGAAAGUGAAACGUCGAUUUGCUCCAUGAGCCAGCUGGGAAACACCAUCGCUAACAUUUCCAGUAGCUGGUGGGGCUCCAAGAGGCUCGAUUAUUCUUUGUACUGCCCUGAUGUGCUGACUGCCUUCCCCACAGUGGCUCUGCCUCACCUUUUUCAUGCCUCCUACUGGGAGUCCACUGAUGUAGCAGCUUUUGUUCUCCGACAGCUCAUGCGAUGUGACUGUGUGAAGACCCAGGAAGCGGACAAUUUGGGCUCAGCUCCUUUCUCUCCCUCCAGCCCGCGAGAAAAGUGGCUCAGAAGGAGGACGCAUGUCAAACUAAGGAACGUCACUGCCAACCACAGGGUGAAUGACAUCAUUGCCACAGAAGACGGGCCUCAAACUCUGGUUGGCCGCUUCAUGUACGGCCCCUUGGACAUGGUCACUCUGACAGGAGAGAAGGUGGACAUCCUGCUAAUGACACAACCUCAGUCUGGCCGCUGGGUGCACUUUGACACAGAGGUGACCAACAGCAGCGGCAGGGUCACUUAUACAAUACCCAAGAGCAAGAAGCUCGGCCUGGGAGUCUAUCCAAUCAAAAUGGUUGUCAAGGGCGAUCAAACAAGUGCAGAAGCCUACCUGACUGUGUUGCCACGGGGCAUGGAGUGUGUAGUCUUCAGUAUCGAUGGAUCUUUUGCAGCUAGUGUGUCAAUCAUGGGCAGUGACCCCAAGGUCCGCCCCGGAGCGGUCGAUGUCGUCAGGCAUUGGCAGGACCUGGGAUAUCUGAUCAUCUACAUCACAGGCCGCCCUGACAUGCAGAAGCAGCGUGUCGUAUCCUGGCUCUCGCAGCACAAUUUUCCCCACGGGAUGAUCUUCUUCUCCGAAGGUUUGGUUCACGAUCCACUGCGACAAAAGACCAUCUUCCUCAGGAACCUCAUACAGGAGUGUCACAUUAAGAUCAACUCUGCUUAUGGCUCCAUGAAGGACAUCUCUGUUUACAACAUGCUCGGCCUCUGCCCCUCACAGAUUUAUAUUGUUGGAAGACCGUCAAAGAAAUAUCAAAAUCAGUGCCAGUUCCUGAGCGAGGGCUAUGCGGCACACCUCUCCACACUUCAGUUCGGCCACAGAGCCAGACCUAAGAAAUCCCCUUCAGUUCGUAUGGUCCUGAGGAAGGGCUCCUUCGGUCUCUCAGCGAAGCCUGACUUCCUGUGUAAGCGCACCCACCUGCGCAGGACCAUGUCAGUGCAGCAGCCCGACCCACCGUGCACACCCAACCCCAAGCCUGAGCGAGCCCAGAGCCAGCCGGAGUCAGAUAAGGACCACGGAGGAGGAGUAGGAGGUGGUGGAGGAGUUGGUGGUGGACAAGGCCCAUGGGGACGGCCCUCCAUACAUCGUGGAGACACCACUCCCUGACGUCAGAAAAGAGAUGGAGGGAUUGCAGGAGGAUAAAAGAGAAGAACAAAGGGGGUCUGAGUGUCCGGGACCAAGUGUCACCUCUACCUACUGUACAUGUACGUUGGAUCCCCUGCUGGUGUUUCUUGCAGCUCAGCUUUACCUCCUGCUUGGCUCUCUACGCUUUACCACCUGUUCUGCCCUUUUUCCUGACCUGCUCGGUGGACUGUGUCACUUAGUCUUUGUGCCUGAGAUGUUAAGCAGUUGCCGGAGGGGGGAUGGCAAUGAUUUUUGCGAAUGUCUGUGUCGAGCUAAAAUUGUGUCUAAUUGUAAAAUGAAAAGAAUGUAAUUCAGAUUGUAGAUAAACACACAUAUUCAUGUACACAGGCCCUUCAGAGGAUGAAACAAAUGACGGCAGCGGUGACUUUGAACCUGUUGAGACUUUGCAGAGGAUUAACAGACGCGUUCAGACUGCUGCGCUAACAGGUGGUGAUGUUGACGGACUCCUGCGCUAACCCUCCAUGUAAAUACUCAUCAUCUGUGAGGGCCUCUGGACACAGAAGCACUGUGACAUUUAGGUUCAAUCUGUACACGAGCUCUGCAAUCUGGAGCCCCAAUGAGCCGACCUCGCCGAACGCCGGCCUCCGCCUCCAUUUCACUCCCACUGUUAGAUGUCCCCCUUGCAUUGUGGAUAGCUUACUACCUGCUCCUUUGGAAAAACUGUGUCAGACCGGGUCCACAGCCGCUGAAUGAAAAGCCGUGGCUUGCACGGCUCGGCCCGCCAGAGGUCGCAUUUGCACUAUUAAAGUUCCCCGCGGUGGUUCUGGAUUUAGCUGCGGUACUCACUUCAGAAACAAAGAGUUGUACUUGUAUUUUAAUGUAUUUGUGCACUGUAGCUGCCUGUUGGUUACUGUAACUACUGGAAGUUAAAACACAAGUAGUUUGUAGGAAAGUGUUGGUUUGACCAAAAAAUGUUUACAGAUUGAUAGACACAGGUGUAAAAAGAGAUCACAACUUGUUUAUCUACGCGUUUAAAUCACAGUGUAAUUAUCAUCAUUAGCAACAUUAGUUUAGUUGCUUGGUAGCUUGCAGGAUAUUGUAAAAUACACCCCAUGCCAGGAUGCCCUCGCAUCCAUUUACUACAGCUGCACUGGAACCAAUAGAUUUGUGCUGAAAUCUGAUGCUGUCUUGUGCACUUGGGGUUGAAUUGAGUCUUACUGUGGCCAUGUUUAAAACUCUGUGCAAGUGAAACAUAUUUUUCUAUGAGGAAAUAUUGUAAAUAGAAAUAUUUUCAAUGUAUGUUUUUGAAAGUUUUGUUGUUUGACUUGUUGAAUGGUUGAUUUUUGCCUUAAAAUUGUAUUUGAUGUUGUGUAGAGAUACAAAAUGAUUUUAAUUUGUUUGACCAAAGUAUUGAGUUUUUAAUGUUACUUCACGACAAAGUGCAUUUUAUUUCAGUGAUAUUUUGCUUUGACAUGUUUUAGAUGUUGUGUAUGUGUGUGCGUGUGCGAGUGAGUGUCUAAGUAUUUGUUGUAGAGUUGUAUUUACUAUGAACAUGGAGACAGCUGUGACGGGGACAUGGCUCUGCUGAGUGGUCAGAGGCCACAUACCUGCAGCUCACUACUGCUGGCUUUUCAGGACUGAGCGUGUAUUUUAUAGGUUUGGAUUGAAGCAGUGUGUCAAAGGAUUACUUAGUUGAGGUUUUUAUACCUUCUAUGAAAGAAAAAAGGCUUACGUUCUAAGGGGUCUUGGUUAAACUGAAAACCUGCGUAGUGGAGUGGAACGUGCCAGCCAAGAGGGAGCUGUCUUGUCUUUUUCUUUCACAGCCUGUACACCAUAGGUGGUCCACUAAUUAGCUACUUGAUUACUACUAAGUAUGUAUGGCUCCCCGUAGUGCCGCCCCUGUAAUUGCAGUGCACCAAUUAGAAUUACUUGUUAAUUGUAUAAUAUUGUAGAAACAAUACUUUACUCCAUUUUCUUUUGCAUUAAGAUUAAUACUGAAACAGCAAACAACGAAAUCAUCAUUCCCAUCAAUGUAAACACAAUAAUCAAGUGAUAUUUUUCUGCCAUGACGACACUGGAGGGGUGAAAUAUUUAUGCAGCAUUUUAGUACAACAAUGUUAGUAAAUGGCAAAUAAUGAUCUGAUGGUUAAAUGGUGAUUGUUCCGUGCAUGUUAAUUAUUUGAUAUUGUUAAGUAACGGCUAUCAGUUGUCAUGUUUG